AGUCCAAAUUUCGGAGUAAAUAAUCUCUCCCAAAUAAUCCAUCCGGGCCUUAAAUUUAUGUCGUAUUUUAUAUCUACGCCCAAAAUGCAGUCGGAGGCUUUGAAAUCAGCUCGUCAAAAAUUCCAGUCAGUGGAAUCUGAGGCAUUGAAGAGCUCAGAGUUAUUAAAAGGGAAGCUGGAGGGAUUGAAGGAGAAGGUACAGGGAGUCAUCGACGAGACAGGAAAAACGGAGCUGAGAUGAGUCCAAACAAAAAGGUUCAUUC
Fopius arisanus is the source of this 262-nucleotide messenger RNA. Its product is annotated as probable mitochondrial import inner membrane translocase subunit tim-44. Lineage: Eukaryota; Metazoa; Arthropoda; Insecta; Hymenoptera; Braconidae. The record is from RefSeq and is a predicted model, not a curated record. The transcript is spliced from 2 exons. Bases 58 to 240 code for a protein of 60 amino acids.